Messenger RNA from Aspergillus tanneri, 1125 nucleotides. Its product is annotated as ferric reductase family protein. Gene Ontology annotation, cellular component: plasma membrane. NCBI's taxonomy places the organism in Eukaryota, Fungi, Ascomycota, Eurotiomycetes, Eurotiales, Aspergillaceae. Gene Ontology annotation, biological process: intracellular iron ion homeostasis; iron ion transport; copper ion import. The coding region runs from base 1 to 1125 and encodes 374 amino acids. The transcript is spliced from 3 exons. Gene Ontology annotation, molecular function: ferric-chelate reductase activity. The record is from RefSeq and is a predicted model, not a curated record.
AUGAUUGGUGCUGUUUCACUGGGUGUCCUUGCUCUGCUUUCCGUUCCAUUCUUUCGUCGAUGGUCGUAUGAGAUAUUCCUCCGGGCGCAUCAGAUCCUCGCCGUGUUGUUUGUCUACGGUACCUGGCGACAUCUUCCGAAAACAAGCGGGCCCCCAAAACUUUACCUCUGGAUUGCCUUGGGGAUCUUUGCGCUGACUUCAUGCCUACAGCUCGUGAUCCUUCUAUAUAGAAACGGGCUCUUUGCGGGCCGCGGUGUUCCAAGGGCCCUAGUAUCGUUUAGCAUGAGGGAGUCUAAGAAGGAAGGUACUGCUGCAACAGCCACCCAAAUUCGCGUUCUUCUGCCUCGAUCUGUGAAAAUGGAGGCUGGACAGUAUAUCAACCUCUGGAUGCCGUCCGUCAGUCUAUGGUCAUGGACGCAGACAUACCCUUUCACAGUCACAUCGUGGUCUAGAGGUAGACAAGAUACCAUGGAACUAUUGGUACAACCACGCCAUGGUUUCUCGGUGAAUCUUCUUCGCUACGCCGCCGCAGCUGCAGAGGGCUCUGUUUCUUUAUUAGUCUUAUUCACCGGUCCUCACGGCAUGAGUGAAGAUGUCAGUCAUUAUGAAAGCGUCUUGAUGGUCGCUAGUGGAUUUGGGAUCACAGCGGCAAUCCCAUAUUUGAAAAAAAUAAUCUACGGUUAUAACACCUGCACCUCACAAGUUCGCCGACUGCAUUUGGUGUGGCAGGUAAAGUCGAUUGGCGAGAUUAUCGCGGCCCAAGGCCUACUAAAUAACCUCCUCAAGGACGAUAUCAUGGAUGAAGGCUAUAUCCUCAAUAUCUCUAUUUACGUCGGGAAUGGCCUCGAGCAGAACAAGCUACCCUUUGGUCAGCAUAAACGAGUCUCUCUUUACCAGGGUACGCCAGAUUGUGGAAGCAUAAUUUCGCUCGAGGCAUCAGGCGACCAGAUUGAGAGGCUGCCCAACAUACGGGACGAGCAAGGUCGAACGCUGGUGAUGGGUAAGGUCCUCGAUUUCCUACGUUGCCCCUGUGUUGAAUUGACCAUGCUGGCUAAGUCUCUGCGACGGAUGAACUUCGAGACCACAUACGGGAGACGGUACGAGGAUACAUCCAUCGGGGUGUAA